AUGGGCCGACGUAGCGUGGCUUCACAGGUGGAAGAAGCCAAGAAACAUGGCAUGCUUCACCUCAUUCAGUACCAGCUCACACGAGUACCGUCUGAACUCUUCUCGAAUACAUCUGGGUCGUCCUCAUCUAGUUCAUCCGGAGAAUUUACUACCACAUUGGUGCGACUCGAUCUCAGUUUCAAUCAGCUGGAGGGACCACACGCCAUUCCUGACGCGAUCGGAUCACUAGUUGCACUGCGUGAGUUUUACGUGAACAACAACCCGCGUCUGAAGCGACUACCAAGUUCGCUCGUCAACUGCACUAAGUUGCAAGAUCUUGACGCCAGUUCCUCAGCACUCGAGACACUUCCACAAGAACUUGGUCGUCUGCAACAUCUUCGCGUCAUCAACAUCGACGACACACCUUUGCAGCGUCGCUGGGUGUCUAAGGGCCAUCUCUUGAAGAAAAACGAGGACGAUGAGCCUCUGAUCUUCUCCCUUUCUAGCUACACCGAUCAACAAACAACUUCAACAUCAUGUCAGCAAAUACUGCGCAAAUUGCGACGGAAGGACGAGCGUGAGCAACUCAAACGCGAGUUGUUCGACCUUCUUCACGACAAAACAUACCGCCUCAAGCGUCUUGAUGACAGUGCUACAGCGAGCGCAGUACUCUACACCACGUUACGCCGUGUACUCAAGCUGUUCCCACAAGCCGUUGAUGUCCGCUCCUUGCUUCGCAACACCGAGCGUCUAUUCCCACAGGAGUUCUCAAUAAAAAAAAUCGAGAAUCUGGAUGCCACACGUAUACGCCGCGAGUUCGACGUACUGCGAACUGCCACUGAACGUAAGAGGCGCGCUGCUGACCUCGAGCUCAAGAUCCGCAACUUGUACUUUGAUCGGAUCGACCCCACGACGGUCGAAGGAAUGGUGCGCCAGAUCUACGACCACCUGACCGAACUGUCCGACAUCAAAUUUCUCAUCAAAUACGCGCCUAGAUUAUUCCCCAAGGAGGCACGCAGCGUCAACGGCGAACAGAUUAAACGGGAUCUUGUAGCCUUGCAGCAACAAUUCGCCCAAGAGCGUGCUGCUGCAGUCGACAAACUCCUGGCCGCCGUCAAAACUCUUUACAGCGACACCGAACCAGACAACGUACGCACUCUCGUCGAUAGCGUCGCUGCUCUCUUCAAGAAUACCAAAGAGCUGCUCAGUCUCGCCGCUGAUGCUUCAGCGCAUUUUCCAGCGGAUUUUCUGAACGCACAGCCAGCUGAAGUUCGUUCCAGUUUCUUGCGCAUGAAAGCCGAGGUCAUGGGAGGUAGCGGUGCCUCGAACGUUGCUGGCACUACUGGUCUCGUGCGCUAG
Molecule: messenger RNA, 1338 nt
Organism: Phytophthora nicotianae INRA-310
Lineage: Eukaryota; Oomycota; Peronosporomycetes; Peronosporales; Peronosporaceae
Exons: 2
Coding region: 1-1338 (445 amino acids)
Source: RefSeq, a predicted model, not a curated record